Colossoma macropomum (tambaqui) is the source of this 2337-nucleotide messenger RNA. RefSeq names its product tripartite motif-containing protein 16-like. Bases 55 to 1770 code for a protein of 571 amino acids. NCBI's taxonomy places the organism in Eukaryota, Metazoa, Chordata, Actinopteri, Characiformes, Serrasalmidae. The record is from RefSeq and is a predicted model, not a curated record. Gene Ontology annotation, molecular function: protein binding; zinc ion binding. The transcript is spliced from 6 exons.
UAAGCGGCACUGAUCUCAGAGAGCUGCUGUCUCUCAGACUGUGAGUGCAGGAAAAUGGCAGAGGCCAGUAUUUCAGUAGGUCAGGACCAGUUCAGCUGUCCAGUCUGUCUGGAUCUGCUGAAGGAUCCAGUGACUGUUCCCUGUGGACACAGUUUCUGUAUGGUGUGUAUUAAUGGCUGCUGGGAUCAGGGUGAUCAGAGGGGGGUCUACAGCUGCCCCCAGUGCAGAGAGACCUUCACUCCAAGGCCUGUUCUACGCAGAAACAACAUGCUGGCUGAAGUGGUGGACGAAGUGAAGAAGAAACUCCAAACUGCUCCUCCUGCUCACUGUUACGCUGGACCUGGAGAUGUGGAGUGUGAUUUCUGCACUGGGAGACAACAUAAAGCCACCAAGUCCUGUUUGGUGUGUCAGGCCUCUUUUUGUGAAACUCAUCUUAAACCUCACUAUAAUGUUCCUGGCUUGAAAAAACACAAGCUGGUCGAAGCCUCCAAACAGCUACCAGUGAAGAUCUGCUCUGAACAUGAUAAACUGAUCGAGAUCUACUGUCAUACUGACCAGCAGUUUGUAUGUUAUUUGUGUACGAUGGAUGAACACAUGGGCCACGAUACGGUUGCAGUUGUAGCAGAAAGAAAAGACAAACAGAAUCAGCUGAAGGAGCUGCAGAGGAAAUCUCAGCAGAGACUCCAGGAGAAAGAGAAGAAGCUGCAGGAGGUGAAACAGGCUGUGAAGACUCUUAAGAGCUCUGCACAGGCAGCAGUGGAGGACAGUGAGAGGAUCUUUACUGAGCUGAUCCGCUCCAUUGAGAAAAAGCGCUCUGAGGUAACAGAGCUGAUCAGAGCUCAGGAGGAGGCUGAACUGAGUCGACCUGAAGAACUCCUGGAGCAACUGCAGCGGGAGUUUGCUGAUCUAAAGAGGAGAGACACUGAGCUGGAGCAGCUUUCACACACAGAGGAUCACAUCCAUUUCCUCCAGAGAUUCCAGUCUCUCUGUGUCUCUUCUGCAUCUGAGGACUCACACAGCCUCACUCUCCUUCAACGUCUCUCAUUUGACGGACUGAGGAAAUCUCUCUCUGAUCUGAAAGAGAGGCUAGAGGAAUUCUGCAAGGAGGAAUUCAGUAACAUAUCUUUGUAUAAUGAAAGGAGCUCUUCUGAUGAUGAACAAAGUCUUAGCAGUAUGAAGCUACCACCAGAUAUGGCUGUGCACUCAAAGCUACAGAGCAGAGAAGAUUUUCUGCAGUAUUUCUGUCGGCUGACUCUGGAUCCCAACACAGUAAAUCAGAACCUCAGUCUAUCGGAGAAGAACAAAGUGGUGACAUAUGGAGGGAAAAACCAGUGUUACUCUAAUCAUACAGAGAGAUUUGACUACUGGUAUCAGGUGUUGAGUAAGGAGAGUGUGAGUGGACGCUGUUACUGGGAGGUUGAGUGGAGCAGUGAGGUUUGGGGAUGUGUGUACAUAUCAGUCUCAUAUAAAAGGAUCAGCAGGAAAGGAUGGGGUGACGAGUGCAGGUUUGGACAUAACAAUCAGUCCUGGAGUCUGUGUUGUUCUCCUUCCUCUCUCUCUUUCUAUCACAACAACAUUCAGUCUGAGCUCUCAGCCUCAUCAUCCUCCAGAAUAGGAGUGUAUGUGGAUCACAGUGCAGGAACUCUGUCCUUCUACAGCGUCUCUGACACAAUGACCCUCCUACACACAGUCCACACCACAUUCAGUCAGCCUCUCUAUGCUGGAUUUAUGGUAAAUUUGAGUUCUGUGAGGUUGUGUGAUCGAAAAUGAUGCAUAAGGUGAUGUACACUGUGGUUAUUGGGGGAUAAAAAGUUAGCAAUAACAACAAUAAAUUAAAAAGGUGAAAGGGAGGGUUUGGACAUCAUUGCCACAGUCUUUCUAGAGUGUGUUUGAUUAUCAAAUCUGAUUGAACCUCAAAGCUAAGAUAAAGGCUUUUCAAUAACAGCAUGUACAGUAACUGAUUACACUUUGAAGACCAAAAAUUCUGCAGUGAAAUCAAACACAGCGACAAACACACUCUUAAAAAUACAGAUUGUUAAAGUGCACUAGUAAAUGCACAUGAUCAGUUUAUUUAAAAAACUGGGGCUGUAUUACAGAAACUUCCUAUCUUUUUGUCUUAACUGACAGUUCAAGGUACGAUUUUUUACAAAUUCGUAUUACAGAAGCAAAUCUUAUCUUAAUUUAGAAAUCUUAUCUUACAGCAUGUUAUCUUAAGUUAGGAAAUCUUGAUUUUCUUGAUGGGUCCUUUUCACAAAGAGUCGCGAUUACUUCCAGUUUAAGCGUUAAAAGGGUAAAACUAACUUCUGCUCCACACAACUACUGCAGAAGUGAUGACAA